AUGGGUAUACUAUCCUUCGUUGAGGAUACAAAGCCCUCUGAGGUUGAUGAAAGCUCCCGGUGGAACGAAAACCAACCAUCAGAAACGAAAAUUGAAAAAAAGGCUGCGCCAGAGAAAAAGAGCCAGAACAACGAGAAUGGAGUGACUUCCCUUUCAUAUGACCAAGUGAAUGAUAAUGCUGAUGAACUAAUAGAGCUUCGAGGAGAAGGCAGAUACUUUGGUGUUACGGAUCCGGAAAAUGGUAACACCAUCAAUGCCCAGCUGUCUCUAGGCCCUCUAUGUGAUAACUGUCACAAAAGAGGGCACAUACGGUCGAAGUGUAAAACAGUCAUUUGCCACAAGUGUGGUGUUGUCGGAGAUCACUACGAGACACAGUGUCCUACUACGAUGAUUUGUGCCAAAUGUGGUCAGAGGGGCCAUAUGGUGUCGGCAUGCACGAAUAAGAGCAAAAAGAGAGAGUAUUGCAGAAACUGUGACACCUUCAGUCAUGGCAACCACAACUGCCCUAGUAUAUGGCGGUCGUAUAUCACCAAACCUCAACCAAAUCAAGACGAUCUGCUGUGGAAGGUGUCUGAUCUUCCCGUCGUCUUCUGCUAUAAUUGUGGUGACGAUACCCAUUACGGCGACGAGUGUUUCAGACAAAGGUCAUCUCGUAUCCCAAACAUCAACGGAAGCGCCUUCAGCGGAACCAACCUACCCAAGCACCUUAGAAAGUUAUACACAUGGGUCGCAAACGACUCGAGACAGAACAAUAAGAGCUAUUUGAACGGCACCAAGAACAACAAGAAUAACAACAAAAACCAGAAGAACCAAAAACCACUCAAGUCAUCUAAGAAAGACUUUAACGGCGGCUCUGCACAGCCUACGCGGUCUGGAGUCAUCAAGCACAACAAUAAUAAGCAUGGCUUACCACCCAUUCCAACUAAAGUGAACCGCUCGGGUAUAAUAAAAGGACAGAAGCAAAACUCGAGAAACAGCAGCGUGAAGCCCAAUAGAUCGGGAAUAUUACCCAAAAACAAUGGAAGUCGCAAGAACUUCCAGGCAUUUUACUAG
Molecule: messenger RNA, 1053 nt
Organism: Candidozyma duobushaemuli
Lineage: Eukaryota; Fungi; Ascomycota; Pichiomycetes; Serinales; Metschnikowiaceae
Product: TRAMP complex RNA-binding subunit
Exons: 1
Coding region: 1-1053 (350 amino acids)
Biological process (GO): polyadenylation-dependent RNA catabolic process
Molecular function (GO): zinc ion binding; nucleic acid binding
Source: RefSeq, a predicted model, not a curated record